Molecule: messenger RNA, 1200 nt
Organism: Talpa occidentalis (Iberian mole)
Lineage: Eukaryota; Metazoa; Chordata; Mammalia; Eulipotyphla; Talpidae
Gene: SEPTIN12
Product: septin 12
Exons: 10
Coding region: 106-1200 (364 amino acids)
Biological process (GO): cytoskeleton-dependent cytokinesis
Cellular component (GO): septin ring; microtubule cytoskeleton; cell division site
Molecular function (GO): GTP binding; molecular adaptor activity; GTPase activity
Source: RefSeq, a predicted model, not a curated record
UCCCCCUGGUCCCACUGGGGUCUGCUGGGACCCUGCAGGCAGCUCCGCCAGGCUCCCGCAGGACCAGGGCCGCCAGGUGACAGGCAUCGUUUUGGCCUUGGCUCCAUGGACCCUCUCAGGCGGUCCGCGUCCCCCUGCUCGGGGUCAUCACGGCCCUCCAGCCCCCGGACCCCGCCCUGCGAGACACUGGGCAGCUACGUGGGCAUCGAGGCCGUGCUGGACCAGCUGAAGAUCAAGGCCAUGAAGAUGGGGUUUGAGUUCAACAUCAUGGUGGUGGGGCAGAGCGGGCUGGGCAAGUCCACCAUGGUGAACACGUUGUUCAAGUCCAAGGUCUGGAAGCCCACCCUUCAGGGCUUGGGGGUGCCCACACCCCAGACUACGCAGCUGCAGUCGGUGACCCACGUCAUAGAGGAGAAGGGGGUGAAGCUGAAGCUGACAGUGACGGACACACCCGGCUUCGGGGACCAGAUCAACAAUGACAAGUGCUGGGACCCCAUCCUGGGCUUCAUCAACCAGCAGUACGAGCGGUACCUGCAGGAGGAGCUCCUCAUCACCCGCCAGCGCCACAUCCCCGACACGCGGGUGCACUGCUGUGUGUACUUCGUGCCGCCCACCGGCCACUGCCUGAGGCCCCUGGACAUCGAGUUCCUGCAGAGGCUGUGCCAGACUGUGAACGUGGUGCCCGUGAUUGCCCGGGCCGACAGCUUGACCAUUGAAGAGCGAGAGGCCUUCAGGCGCAGGAUCCAGCAGAACCUGAAGACUCACUGCAUUGACGUGUACCCCCAGCAGUGCUUUGACGAGGACAUCAACGACAGGAUCCUCAACAGCAAGAUCCGGGACCGGAUCCCCUUUGCUGUGGUCGGGGCUGACCGAGAGCACCUGGUGAACGGCAGGUGUGUCCUGGGCCGGAAGACAAAGUGGGGCAUCAUCGAAGUGGAGAACAUGGCGCACUGCGAGUUCCCCCUCCUGAGGGACCUGCUCAUCCGCUCGCACCUGCAGGACCUGAAGGACAUCACGCACAACGUGCACUACGAGAACUACCGCGUCUGCAGGCUCAACGCCAGCCACGCGCUGCCCCGCGGCCCCGGCUGGGUGAACCUGGCUCCGGCCCCCGGCAGCGCCCCCAGCAGCCCCCCCGCGCCCCCCAGGUCCGCCAGGGUCCGCGUGCGCGCCCGCGCCGGCUCCGACCAGGAGGACUGA